UGCUACGUACUUCAUAUGCGAGCGCUUCCAUUGUUAGCCAGAUUUGAGCUCUGAUUUUCAUCGUUAUCUAUCUUCACGUUUUACUAUUCUUCUGUUCUCCCAUUCCCCCUUUUUAAACCUCCCCCAAAUUUUCCUUCGCCACUCUCCCCAAUUCUCAUAUGUUUCCCCCGUUUCUUCCCUUUAUCCCAUGUCCGCUUUUUACAUUCUCCUCACGUCUUCGGGCCCUAGGUCUAUGUUAUUAUGCGAUGUUACGUCGUGCUUCUUAGACCGGGCGGCCUGUACAACAUGUUUCCACCUCGCCUUUUAUUUCUCUCAAUUCAGUCUAUUAUGGAGCACAGUUCUUUCUCUCGCUCUUUCCAUGCGGUGGUCCUUUGCUAGGUCCUUCCCCCGUCUUGCGUCUGGCGCGUUCCGCGGAUGUUUUGGACGGCUUGGGUUGUGUACUUUUCUCUAUCCCCCUGCCGGGUGUGUGGGACUUGGGGCUGGUAUUGAUGAUUUUAUGACAGAACGGGGCUCUUCCUAAUGCGUCUAUCUCUUCGUUUAAAUUGUAGUUACUGGGUGGUGGGUGGUUUUUCUGUUCCUACCUAUCCUCGGGCACUGAUGACGGCAUCCUGUUGUGAACAAACAAAUCACG
This is a messenger RNA of Aspergillus vadensis CBS 113365, 631 nucleotides long. RefSeq lists its product as uncharacterized. Bases 188 to 520 code for a protein of 110 amino acids. Lineage: Eukaryota; Fungi; Ascomycota; Eurotiomycetes; Eurotiales; Aspergillaceae. The transcript has 2 exons. The record is from RefSeq and is a predicted model, not a curated record.